AUGAAUACCAAAACGAAUAUUCCCUGGUUCUCGUUCCUCCAUCUCAUAUUAACCAUCAAAUUCUUGAUUAUUCUCCAAGCCCGAAAUGGAUUGAGUGGGCCCGAAGACAUGUACCAGAGCUGCGACAAAACAUUUAGUUGCGGCGAAAACAUCACCGAAAUCGGAUACCCUUUCAGGGGAAUCUCCAACCCUGAACACUGCGGCCACCCAAAUUUUGUCCUCACAUGCCAUGAUGGUAAAAACAACAUAACCAACAUCGAAAUCAUGGGCGUGGAGUACCGUGUCCUGGAAAUAGCACAAACAACACAGACAAUGACUAUUGCCAGGGAGGACGUGAUGGAGGCUGCUUGCCCCACGGAAAUGAAGAACACAACCUUGGACUACUCGACCUUUGACUUUGGCGAUGUUUACAUGAAUAUCACGUUCUUGUACGGCUGCCCACCACCGGAUGGCGGUAAUUUCUUCCCAUCACCUCCUAGCGGUAAUUUAAUCAAGUAUUUUAUGUACUAUGUUCCUUGUGGGAAUAAUGGCGAAGAUGUACAUAUUGUGCCCGGAAAUUAUGACAUUGGAAUGUGUAGAGAUAGUGUGAUAGUUCCAACUCCUGUGCCUCCUGAAGGAGAAACACAACUUCAGAAUAUAACGGAAUUGGAUCGGAUUAUGCGACAGGGUUUUUUGGUUAGGUGGAAGAUCGGUAGCCAAUUAAUGUGCGAUAACUGUACGGCGUCAAAGGGGCGGUGUGGGUAUAAUCUUGCGAAGAAUCAGACUGCUUGUUAUUGCCCUGUCCCGCCGUAUGUUUCUAAUACUUGUCCCAUCUCUGAAAUUAUUGGGACCAACGGCACUGACACCUCCUCACCUACUAAGAUACCAAUAUUACCCCUGGCACUGGGUGCUGGACUUGGUGUAAUUGCCUUAACUAUAUUGGCCAUUAUCAUAGUAUUCUGCUACUUUAAAAGACGACGAUCACUAGGAAACCCUAAGCAAGUAAGGGACAAUGAUAUAAAAAAGUUUGUACUCCAGCAUGGAUCACUGGCUCUAAAGAGAUACAAAUAUUCAGAGAUCAAGAAAAUGACCAAAUCCUUUAAUGAGAAGCUUGGUCGAGGAGGAUAUGGUAGUGUCUACAAAGGUGUAUUACCUGAUGGAACACUUGUUGCUGUCAAGGUAUUGAUCGAGACCGAUAGCAAUGGAGAAGAAUUCAUAAAUGAAGUUGCUAGCAUUAGUAGAACCUCCCAUGUCAAUAUUGUCAAUCUCUUGGGGUUUUGUUAUAAUCGAAACAAGAGAGCUCUAGUCUAUGAAUUUAUGCCCAAUAAAUCGUUAGACAAGUUCAUCAACAACAAUUAUCUGGGUUUGGACAAAUUGUACGAGAUUGCGGUUGGAGUUGCCAAAGGCCUACAAUAUCUCCACACAGGGUGCAACACUAGGAUUGUUCAUUUCGAUAUUAAGCCGCAGAACAUUCUUUUAGACGAGGAAUUCUCUCCAAAGAUAUCUGAUUUUGGGCUUGCUAAACUUUGCAAGAAGAAGCACAGUAUAUUCUCAGUUUCCGGGACACGAGGCACAAUCGGGUAUAUCGCUCCAGAAUUAUUCUCAAGAAAUUUUGGAGGAGCUUCUCAUAAAUCUGAUGUCUAUAGUUACGGAAUGAUGAUUCUUGAAAUGGCUGGAAUGAGAAAAUUUGACGAAAUCGUGACAACUCAAUCUAGCGAGAAUUACUUUUCGGAUAAAAUGUACGAGCAGGUAAUACUUGAUGUUACAACGAAGUUAGAUGAUCUUGUGGUCGAUGAUGACGAUCAAGUAGCAAGGAAAAUGUUUUUGAUCGGAUUUUGGUGCAUUCAGACAUCACCAUCGGAUAGGCCAUCGAUGUCUAAGGUUGUCGAGAUGUUAGAAGGAAGUCUACGAUCCAUACAAAUUCCACCAAAGCCAUUACUCUUUUCUCCAUCGAUAUCAGGCAAUGAACUUUCGUCGUCGUUAUCAGCAUACGUGGGGCUGGAACAUUCAGUUAAUGGUCCUAUAUAGAUAUAUGACAAUUCAAUUUGUUGUUUCAAGAACAUCACAUAUUGAUGACUACUGUGUUAGAGUUUGUAUUUAUGUAAGAUAAGAAUCGGAUAA
This is a messenger RNA of Erythranthe guttata (spotted monkey flower), 2100 nucleotides long. RefSeq names its product LEAF RUST 10 DISEASE-RESISTANCE LOCUS RECEPTOR-LIKE PROTEIN KINASE-like 2.3. Gene Ontology annotation, molecular function: protein kinase activity; ATP binding; polysaccharide binding. The record is from RefSeq and is a predicted model, not a curated record. Gene Ontology annotation, biological process: protein phosphorylation. Lineage: Eukaryota; Viridiplantae; Streptophyta; Magnoliopsida; Lamiales; Phrymaceae.